Molecule: messenger RNA, 2765 nt
Organism: Cladocopium goreaui
Lineage: Eukaryota; Dinophyceae; Suessiales; Symbiodiniaceae
Source: the annotation of a GenBank genome assembly
GAUCUGAGCGACGUUGGGCGGGGCGUAUGGCUGGCAGAUGAGCCUUUUCCAGGCACGUGAGUGGUGGAGCACCCAGGUCAGCGAAGAUGAAGAGUUUGACGUUGGUUGCCUCUGUGUGGCAAAUGUGGACAAUGAGCCAACUGGUGCAAACAAGAUCAUCACUGGCAGCUACCAGGGAAUGCUUCGCAUGUACUAUCCCAAGCAAAAGGAGUACAAGAUCGAGGACCUCAUCCUUGAGAGUAAUAUGGAGGCUCCCAUCCUGCAGAUAGAAGCUGGCAGAUUUGUGCAGGGCAGUCGGGAAAUUUGUAUGGCGCUCCUACACCCGAUGAAGCUGUCAGUCUACAUGGUGUCUGCAGUCUCUUCGGGCUCAUCGGUGAACUACUAUUCCAUGGCACCUGCCUAUGAGCACAAACUCACAAGGCCCGCAUUUAACAUGUGUUAUGGUAGCUUCGGUGGUGUUCGAGACCGUGAUUACUUUUGCAUCCAGUCCUUGGAUGGCGUUCUGUCCUUUUUCGAGCAGGAAUCCUUUGCCUUCAGCAGGAUGAUCACCUCCAGUUUUUUGGUGCCUGGACCAAUUUGCUACGUGCCAAAGAUCGACAGUUUUGUCAUUUGCACGAAUGCAAUGUGUAUAGAGGCAUAUCGUUAUCAGGUUCUAGCAGCUGCGGCUGACAAUGUGGAUCAAGCACCAGGUGAAGGUGGUUCGGGCAAAAAAGUCCAAGUGGAUUGGUCCACCAACAUUGGCGAGCAUGCCAGAAGUAUCGAAGUGGUGCGAUUUACACGAUCUCUGUCUGCAAGCCAGCAGGAGAUCCUGGUGGUGGGCGAACAGACCAUCUUCACCCUCAAGGACAGUGGCGGAAUCCGCUUGCAGAAGCGCCUGGCAGAGUAUGGCAUCACUGCCUCGGUGGCUUACAAGAUGCCACCGGAGUCGGCGGAUGCAUUGCCAAGCCACAACUUGAUGCUCGGCACAAAUACUGGUCACUUGUUGAUCUUGAAGGAAAUGCAGCUUGUGUGGUGCGCACGCUUGCAGGGUAUAGUCCCAGCUCAAAUUUGUGUAGACACACUUGGCGGUGUGAGAGGAAUGAUGGUGCUGAUGGAUAGCAAGGGCAAAUUGCAGGUCACCUAUCUUGGCACCGAUCCUCCAACUGCCAGUUUGGUGAACACCGAGAUGAAGGAGUUGAAUUACGACGAGAUGGAAGAAGAACAUCAGGAGUUGCUCAGAGUCAUUCGGCAGACACACGGCGAUGGAGCUGCUGAGCCGGAAGAGAGUCUGGCCAUCGAAGCGCAGGUGCCUCAAGUGCUGGAUUUGGGCAAUGAGGAUGAUUGUGAUGCUGAUGAUCCUGUUGGGCGUUCUGAUGGCAUGGUGAUGCAACUCACCGUGCACAUCAUCGUGACGCUGGGAGGGAGCAAACCGGUAGAGAAUGUAUCAAUUACAUUGAAGGCCCCCCAGUGCUUCCACCUUUCACAGAACUCGAUUUUCAUCGAGAAGGUGGAACCCGGUGGUCCUCCGGUUGUCGUGUCUGUCCUAGUUCGAGUGUGGAAUAAGAUCCUUUGCUCGGGCCUGGAAGUGAUGGCAUGUGCAUCGUAUUUCUCUGUGAACAAUGAGCCGCGCACAGUGGCAACCACUUUCGGUUUGCCAUUUGCUUUGGUGGCAAAGCCAAUUCCACCAGUCAAGAAUGCCAACCACAAGAUCCAGCUGGAUUGCAACAAGCAGCCUCCUCCGCUGCAGACCUUGUUUGCAGGGCUGCUCAACCAACCACACGUGUCUGCCUCUUUGAGCCAGGGCACGUCCAACUUGCUUUCGAUUCAGUAUGUGUCUGGAACAGAGGCGACCGUGCUGGUGUUGAAGAGUAGCGGGCGCUUUUGUGUGCAGGCCACCGAGUUUGCUGCCCUGUGGGUCUUGACCCAGGAGUUGUGCAACAAACUUCAUGAAUACUUUGGUCCCGGAGGCGAAGGUGCUGUUCCUGAUGGCGAGGAACCCUUCUUCAUCACCUUUCAGGACAGUCUCCCGUUGCACGACUACUUCGCGUUGAUCGAUGACCACUUCGAAUUGCGAAGGCAUUUGGACGAGCUAAGAAAGGACUUGGCCGAUCGAACUCAGCAGUACCGGGUCAUUCAGAAGCGCCUGCUUGUGAGAUUCAAGGAUCGAAAUCCAUCGCCUUUGAAUCACCUGGACACUUUGCUGAACCUCACCUUCGAGCAGACGAUUCUGCUGACUGACGGUAUUGAUGAUGUAGAGCAAGCUCUAAGAACGGUCUCCUGUCAUUUGUCGGCAGCAACUGAGCUGGUCCUGCUCUUGGUGAAGCUCAGAUUCGGCCUGGAUGAUGAGAAUUUCACCAUCCUCAAAAGGCAUUUUUCGCCCGAGAUUUGUGACACCACGGAUCAGGGCUGGGAGGAGAAGGUAGACACGUCGCUGCUACAUCUUUUGCGGACUUCCCUGGCGCGAAGUGUCAAAGAUCGCAACACUCUGCCCCCGCCAAUGAAGGUACCGCAGGACACCUUAAAGCUCCGCAAACGGAUCACCAAUGUAGUUGAUCGUUUGGCCACUGGUGCACGUGUCUCCGGCGGUCCACCAGGUCCUCCCCUGGAUGGGGGCGAAGAGGAGGAACCACCCGAGGAGUUUGGAGGUGAACAAUGAGUCGGCCAAAUUUGUUCGGGGUUGACCCCAGAUCCGAGGGCCGGGCGAAAAUUGGCUCGGCCUGUGCAUGUGCUCCCCAGUCAUGAAGAUGGAAGAUGGUGGAAGAAUCUGAAAGGCAGUUUCUAGGUUU